This is a messenger RNA of Protopterus annectens (West African lungfish), 12881 nucleotides long. RefSeq names its product vacuolar protein sorting 13 homolog B (gene VPS13B). The record is from RefSeq and is a predicted model, not a curated record. The coding region runs from base 171 to 12260 and encodes 4029 amino acids. Lineage: Eukaryota; Metazoa; Chordata; Ceratodontiformes; Protopteridae. The transcript is spliced from 62 exons.
CCAAACUGGAGUGUCAGUGUGUUUUUCACAGGAUCCGGUUGUAGUAGUUAAACUUAGUAACAGAGAUGUUGCAGUUUCGGAAAGUAUAGCACGUGAAUGAUAUUUGGAUUUUAUGCGUUUGUUAUUAGUAAUGGGUUGUAUGUAGCGAAUGGUAUCAUCCGUCGUCCAAGAUGCUGGAGUCCUAUGUGACUCCAAUCUUACUUAGCUAUGUAAAUCGCUACAUAAAAAAUUUAAAACCUUCUGAUCUACAGUUGUCUUUAUGGGGAGGAGAUGUAGUUCUCAGCAAACUUGAAUUGAAGUUGGACGUAUUAGAACAGGAAUUAAAGCUACCAUUUACAUUCCUGAGUGGACAUAUUCAUGAACUGCGUAUCCAUGUACCAUGGACAAAACUAGGUUCAGAAGCUGUUAUCAUUACCAUCAACACCAUGGAAUGCAUAUUGAAGUUAAAGGAUGGAGCACAGAAUGACCAUGAAAGUUGUGGCUCUAGUUCAACCAACCGUAGCAUAAACGAGAGUGUAAAAUCAUUAGCAAAGCCUCGUCGGAUCCAGCAAACUGACCCUGAUCUACCACCAGGUUAUGUACAGAGUCUAAUUAGACGUGUUGUGAACAACGUCAAUAUUAUUGUCAAUAACCUCAUCUUGAAGUACGUGGAAGAUGACAUUGUUCUGUCUGUAAAUAUCACCUCUGCAGAAUGCUAUACUGUAGAUGAGUUUUGGGAUCGAGCUUUCAUGGACAUCUCUACACCUGAUCUAGUACUGAGAAAAGUCAUUAAUUUCUCUGAUUGCACUGUUUGCCUUGAUAAGAGGAAUGCGAGUGGGAAAAUUGAAUUCUAUCAAGAUCCUUUGCUCUACAAGUGCUCUUUUCAAACCCGUCUACAUUUUACGUAUGGCAACCUUAAUUCAAAGAUUCCAUCCGUCAUUAAGAUUCACACACUAGUUGAAAGCUUGAAGCUGUCCAUUACUGAUCAGCAACUCCCAAUGUUUAUACGCAUUAUGGAACUGGCAAUCGCUCUUUAUUAUGGGGAACUAAUCUACAAAGAUGCGGAUGGAGAAGAAAAUGGUUCCUGGGCUAAAGAAGCUUCACAACUUGUAGCAGGUGAUGAUGUGAAUCCCAGGAGUCAAGUACAGUAUUCAGGACAGCUUCAAAAUGUAGAAAGCACAACAAAGCAAACAGAAGAAGAUCAGCAGGGCUGGGUAUCAUGGGCCUGGUCCUUUGUUCCGGCUAUCGUGAGUUCAGGUGAUGACUACGAGGGCGAGUAUUACCCAGAGGAGGAGGAGUAUGAGGGCCAGCUGCAUGGUCAGAAAAGUAAACCUGCAAAGGAUCCAAUUAUUUCUGCAGGGUUCUACUGCAUGAAAGUAACAGUCACCUUCAAGCUCACAGAAAUGCAAGCUGAAAGCAGUUACUACAGCCCUCAGAAAGUGAAAUCCAAGGAAGUGUUAUGCUGGGAGCAAGAAGGAACUACAGUUGAGGUCCUUAUGAUGGGAGACCAUUUCUUUGACUGUCAGGUUGGAUUUGUCGGUUGCAAAUGUUUUUGUCUUAAAGGAGUUAUGGGAAUUAAAGACUUUGAGGAUAAUGUGAACGAAGCUGAAACAGAGGCCUGUUUCUUCAGAUGCGGGGAAAGUUUGAGCAGUAAAGGGAUGACUUAUCUUACCAACUCCCUAUUUGACUAUCGAAGCCCAGAAAAUAAUGGUGUUCGUGCAGAAUUUAUUUUGGAUGCAGCACAUCACAAGGAGACAUACACAGAAAUAGCUGGCAUGCAGCGGUUUGGAGCUUUUUACAUGGAUUACCUUUAUACAGCGGACAGCAGCACUGAGAAAGGUCCAGGUAAUCAGCCAGAUGUUUCAUCUGUGAAAAGUGAAGAUCUUGGCACCCUCCAGGAAAUGUCUGCAAAACGCCUUAUCAUUGGUUCACUUGAUCUUCGAUUAGAUAGCAGUGCAGUCCACAGGAUAUUGAAAAUGGUGGCGUGUGCCGUUGACCAUGAAUAUGAAGCAUACAGUAGACCAAAACCAGUUAUUGUGGAUGAAAACCGACCACUGCCAACUCCAGAAGAAGUGAUGUCCUUGGAAGAAUAUAUUCCAACUCGCCUGACGUGUAUUACAGUGCUCAAGAGUAGCAUUUCCUUCACUAUGGCUGAGUUCAACUUGCUGGAUCAUUUGCUGUCUGUCAUUAUGGGUCAAAAGAUAUCAUCUCCUUCAGUGAGUGCCCUUAAUAUUCAGCAUUUAAGACCCCUGCCUGCUGUUAGAAUUCUUGUGGAUAAGGUCAUCCUGGAACAUUCUGUGCCGAUGUAUGAUGAGCAGUUAGUGCCAGUGGUCAGCAGCCUUAGCCAACCUUCUGAUAAUCUCCUGCACCAUUGCUAUGCACACUGCUAUCUUAAGAUGUUUGGUUUCCAGGCAGGAUUGAUUUGCUUGGAUAGUGGAAGAUCAUUUCUAGCAACUGCACCAGUAAUCCCAUCUUUUAGCACUGCACUUUAUGGAAAACUGCUAAGGCUUCCUAUGUACUGGAGCAAACGACCAUUUGUUCAAGUUACUGAAUGCAUCUUUGAACUUCCAAAUCUGACACUACAAGCAACUAGGGCCCAAACACUUCUUUUGCAAGCUAUCUACGAGAGCUGGUCAAAUAUGAGUAACAUCACUACUCCAGCAUUGAAUGAAGAUUUACUCAACGAUAUCUUUAAGCAGUCAGGUGUGAAAUCGCUGAAUUUACCAGCAGCUCUCGAGGGUUCAAUCCAGAAUGUUGAAUUAAAAUACUGCAGCACCUCUUUGGUCAGAUGUGCCGCUGGGACUGUGGGAUCCAUAAAAAUAUGUGGCAAAGCCCCAGGUGAUGGUGGCAAGGACCGAUUAAUACCAUUAGUUCAGGGUCCUUCAGACACCAAAGACCUUCACAGAAGCAAAUGGCUCAAUGAAAGCAGAAAGCUAGAGUCCCUUUUGGCUCCGGAUCUAAUUGCCUUCACAGUCCAGGUUCCUCAGCAUAUGGAUAAUUGUCAUAAUUCUGGUGCUGUAUUGCUUGCUAGUGUCCAAGGAGUGGCAGUGAAUAUAGACCCGGUUUUCUACACAUGGAUUCUUUACCAACCUCAGCGGCGAACCAGCAGGCACACACAGCAACACCAUGUGGGAACUAUUCCUCUUGGUAUACCAGUUGCAAGGCGAAAGGAGGAUGAGGUGUCGGCUGGAAGUGCGUGUUUGGCAAGACAGCAGUCGAAUCAGGCAUCUGAGUAUGCUAGCAGCCCUGUCAAAACAAAAACUGUAACAGAAUCUCGUCCUCUGUCAUUGCCUGCUAAAGUCACUCAGCAAUCACCAGAUGGGUGGAUGAGCUCUGAGGAGAGAAUGAAAGAGUUUAUUGGACUUGUGUGGGAUGCAGUGAAGCGACUUACACUGCAGCUUGAAGUUCAGUCCUGUUGUGUUUUUUUCCCUAAUGAAAGUCUGCCAUCUCCAAGUACGAUUGUAUCAGGGGACAUUCCUGGAACUGUACGAAGUUGGUAUCACAGCCAAGCUAGCAUGCCAGGGACUCUGGUUCUUUGCCUCCCGCAAAUAAAAGUGAUGAGUGCAGGGCAUAAAUACAUGGAACCGCUACAGGAAAUUCCAUUUGCUGUCUCGAGGCCCAUCCUUGAGGAAGGUGAUGCUUUUCCAUGGGCAAUUAACCUGCAUCUCUUCAGUCUGUAUACUCUACUGGGACCACAGAAAGCAUUACAUUUGGUAGAACCAAUGAGCUGCACAUCGACUUUGGCUGUUACUUCUCACAAAAUGCCAACAUCAGGACCUGACUCCAGACACUCAUUUGUUGUUUGUCUCCAUGUAGACCUUGAGUCACUAGAGAUAAAGUGCUCAAACCCCCAGGUUCAACUGCUGCACGAGCUAAUUCAACGUCUGGAUACUACGUGGAGUAGAAUCCAAAAGAGGAGUGUUCUGCGCCAGUCUGCUGUUUACUCAGAAUCCUUGGCGGGCCCGGCACCCAGCUCUCCAGUUAGAAGCAGUGUAGGAACAGCUCCAGUUGACACCAGCACUUGUAGCCCUUCAGCUGAUAUUGGAACCACAACUGAGGAUGGCUCCCUGCAGGCUGGGGAUGACAGUCCAUUUUCUGACUCUGUUACUCUCGAACAGAAAACAAACAGCAUUGGAGGAUCAGCUGGGCAUGUCAGUCUGUGGAUGCAGUGGAUGUUGCCAAAAGUUACUUUGAAGUUAUUUGCACCAGAGCCUGGAAAGAAAGGUACAGAAGUCUGUGUCAUCAGUGAAUUAGAAGAUCUAAGUGCAUCAGUAGAUGUCCAAGAUGUUUAUACAAAGGUGAAGUGUAAAAUAGGGAGCUUCAAUAUUGACCACUACAGGAGGAGCCUUGGGGAAGACAUCUGGUCUCUGGGGCAGUUUGGAGGUGUCUUCCUCUCUUGCACUGACAAGUUGAACAGACGCACCUUAUUGGUUCGACCCAUCAGCAAGCAGGAACCUUUCAGUCAUUUCUCUGGCUUCUAUCCUCCUGCAGCUGCAAAGCUUUUAGAUGGUUCACAUCAACAGCAUGGAUUUCUUUCAGUCACGUACACCAAGGCUGUGACAAAAAAUGUGAGGCACAAACUAACAUCAAGAAGUGAGCGAGGUUCCCGAAGUUUGCACAAGUUGUCCGAAGGUUUGGUCGAUAGUUCUCCCCAGUUCCUUCAUGAGAUCCUACUUUCUGCACAGCCAUUUGAUAUAGUUUUAUAUUUUCCUGUGCUCAACACUAUGGCAAGCAUAUUUCAAGCGAAGGUGCCAAGGAGACAAAAGGAAAAGAGGAAGUCUUCUGGGCAGCCCAUGAGAAGUCAUGCAUUGACCUCACGCAGCAUGCCACUGAUUUACCUGAACACGAGUGUUAUCAGAGUCUUCUUCCCAAGUGCUGAAGAGAAGCAACACAAUGAAAAUGAUCCCAUGAAAGAAGAUACCUUGGUUCUCAAAAUUGGCUCCAUCUGCAUGGCUCCACAGGCAGACAAUCCUCUGAGCAGAAUAGUCCUUAGAAAAGACAUUUACCAGAGAGCAGUAAAUUUAGGAAUAGUGCGGGAUCCAGGCUCUGAGGUUGAAGACAGGCAGUACCAAAUUGAUAUGCAGUGUAUGAACAUUGGCACAGCGCAGUGGGAACAGUUAAAACCAGAGAAAGAAGGAGUUAAAGGAAGAGAGCUGGUGGACAGUGAGAGAAAUUCUCAAAAUCCUGCACUUGAGUGGAACAUGGCAAGCAGCAUAAGACGGCACCAGGAGCGACGAGCAAUUUUAACUCCUGUCCUGACAGAUUUUUCUGUGAGAAUCAUUGCUGCCCCUGCCAUUGUUUUCACAAAGCUGAUUUCCCCAGAAAAUUUACAGAUAGAGGAAAUAGUAGUGUGUGGACAUUCUUUGGAAGUGAACGUGACCACAAGCUUGGACUUCUUCCUUAGUGUGGCUCAAGUGCAGCUUCUACAACAGCUAGUCCAAAUCAGUAUGGUGGGUCUGGAGUCACCAGAUAAAGCCACUGAGGUGUAUAAGCAGGAACAAUGGAAAACUGAUAGCUCUGAGCGAGGCACAGUCGAUAGCUCUUCACGCCAUAGUGGCGCACAGGACAGUGGCAUUGGCAGUGACAGUGCAAGGAUAAGAAUAGUUCAAAUCGAGCAGCAGAGUGGUACCCAUCGUCAUCGUAUUGCUCAACCUUCACAGCAGUCUUCUAUUGUGAAAAACUUGAAUUUCAUUCCUUUUGAUAUAUUCAUUACUGCAAGUCGAGUAUCAUUGAUGACAUAUUCUACUACUGCUGUAUCCAGCUGCAGAACUUUACAGGACCAAAAAGAUAGUAAUAAAACUGGCAGGAGUGCUUUAAAUAUUCCUGAAAUGAUGUCAGACAGUGACAGUGGUGCUAAAUUUGAUGUACUGGGCAUUUCAGUACUAACGGCUGAAGAUCUUACCAGUAGCAGUGCCUCUUUGGUCACUGGGAGGAGAAAUAGUCACCUUUCUUUAGAAAGCCUUCAUACUCCUGUUAGAUCUUCAGCUCGACAAGCCCUUGGUGUUACUGUUGUUCGUCAGCCUGGACGCAGAGGUAUUGGUGAAGUGCAGCUGGAGCCUUUUGUGUACCUGAUUAUAUCACAACCAUCUGUGCUUUUGAGUUGCCAUCAUAGAAAGCAAAAGGUGGAACUUUCAGUAUUUGAUGCUGUACUUAAGGGGGUAGCAACAGAUUAUAAUUGUACAGAUCCUGGGAAGACAUUGCCAGAAGCCCUUGAUUACACAGCACUUUGGUUGCAAACUGCAGCAGGAGAAGUAGAUUCCAAAACUGGCAUCCCUCCACCUCUAUUGUCACUCCAUAUCAGGGACUUCCUCAGUGGACCAGUGGAAAUUGGUUUAAAACUCUCAAGACCGUUGAAGGCCAGUCUGAGCCUAGAUAGGGUGGACCAAGUAGUUAAGUUUAUAAAGAAAAUUCAUAUGCUUAACGAACAUGAAACAAGUAUGAGAACUUCACCACCUUCAGAAAUCCAAGGGAAAAAAGAAGAUGCAGUCUCAUCAAGAUCUUUAAUUAAGGGUGACACUAGCCUUUUGAUGGUGCAGGCAUGUGAGACACAGGAUGUCCUUUGUCAGCGAAGCCUUUGGGGCACCAUUGUCUGCUUUAACAAGAUUACUGUCCACACUGCUCAGAUUGUUAUCAGUAUGGAGACUGUGCCUCAUAUAAAUAGGCCCUGCUUGUUGCUGUCUUUGACCAGCAUGAAGGGGAUUGUCAGCAUAAAGACAGGACCCAAAACUGCAGAUACAGUUCAGAUGAUCGCGUUGGUAAUUGAGGCAAAUAAUUUACUACUUAAGACAAAUCUGAAAAACAGAACCAGAGCUUUGGUAGGACCAUUUUGUUGUACAGCAAACACUGAAGCUAAGUGGUGCAGACACAGUGGCAACCAUGGCUCUCAACACUUUUCCCCCAAAGUGUUGGUGGAUUUGAAAGGCGGUCUUAUCCAGGUCUUCUGGGGUCAAGAACAUUUGAACUGUCUGACACUCCUUUAUGAACUUCUGAAAGGAUAUCUGAAGGCAGAAGGGUGGAAUGAAGUGCAAACUUCAGAUCGAACACAUGUACAUUCUUCCAGCCUGGGAAUAUUCCAAGCCUCCAAAGCUGAGCAUACAUCAGAUGAUCUGAGAACAGGUCUAUUUCAGUACAUACAGAAUGCUGAAACAGAGAAGGUUCCUGGUGCAUAUGAAGUAUUUUUUUACAAUGAAACGGAUGAUGGUCCUGGGAUGAUGGUAUGGCGCUAUCCAGAGCCUCGCGUACUAACACUUGUUCGAAUAAAUCCAGUUCCAUUCAACACUACUGAGGACCCAGAUAUCAGCACAGCAGACUUGGGUGAUGUUCUUGAGGUACCAUGCAGCCUGGAAUACUGGGAUGAGUUGCAACAGUCAUAUGUUGCAUUCAGAGAGUUCAGUCUGUCUGAGAGCAAAGUGUGUGAGCUGCAGCUCCCCACCAUUACGCUAGCAAAUGAUCAGAAAGAACUAAUUGCAUCUGACCUUUGGAGAAUUGUACUGAACACUAACCAGGACGUGGCUGAUGAACAAAGCUCAGAAAGUGAGUCUGGCUCACAGAGCAUCUGCGAUCAGCUAGUAUCUCCAACUGCAUUGGCUGCCUGCACUAGGGUGGACUCCUGCUUUGCCCCGUGGUUUGUACCUUCGUUGGGCAUUUCAGUACACUUUGCACAUGUAGAGCUCCAUCUCUGCCAUCAUCUUGAACACCUGGGAUUAGCACCAUCAAAACAUCUGCAGCCAUUUGUCUCUGAUAAGAAACUGCCACUAGAACAAGAAUAUAUGGUGGUUUCAUUGCGAAGUCCACAUCUGUAUCUUCGGCAGUGGAAUAGUGGCUCAGUUUGCAGGGAAUUUCAGCUGUCCACAGAGCUAGACUGCAGGAUCCUUGAGUACCGCAACCUGACUUUGCAGAGCUUGGUCAAGCCUUUUCUUCUCCAUGGACAAGUGGCGCUUUCCAACAACAUGCUGGAGCAACUAGCAGAUGGCAACAUAUUUGUAGACCCGUUAGUUCUCAGUGUUGGGCAAUAUGCUGUUCAUACCCUUCAGACAGCACUUCGAGCUUGGCAGCAGAACCAACACCCUGAAGCAGAAGAAUUGGUCUUCAGCCAUUUUGUGAUCUGUAAUGACACACAGGAGACACUGCGGUUUGGUCAAGUGGAUACUGAUGAAAAUAUUCUGCUGGCUAGCUUCCACCAUCACCAGUACAGCUGGCGUUCCCACAGGUCCCCACAGCUACUGCACAUCUGUAUUGAAGGCUGGGGUAAUUGGCGGUGGUCUGAACCAUUCAGUCUGGAUAAUGUUGGGACAUUCAUCAGAACAAUCCAGUACAAGGGUAGAACAGCAUCACUCAUCAUUCGAGUUCAUCAAUUUAAUGGAGUGCAGAAACAAGUCAUCAUCUGUGGAAGACAGGUGAUCUGUAGUUACCUUUCCCAGGAUAUUGAGUUGAAGGUAGUUCAGCACUGUAUAGGACAAGAUGGACAGACAGUUGUUAAAGAGCAUGCUGACUGCCUUGCCUCCAAACAGAGGCUGCCAUCAUAUGUGUUGGAAAACACAGAGCUUAUAGAACUUUGUGUGAAAGCCAAGGGAGAGGAGGAAUGGUCAAGGGAUGUUUAUCUGGACACCAACGUCAGUGAGGACAGCACAGUUAUUCAGGUACCAUCUUCAAAUAACUCCAUCCUGUAUGUGUGGUGUACAAUUCUUACAUCAGGACAUGGCUCACAAGUGCAGCAAAGACUGAUUAUUUUCAGCCCUCUGUUUAUUAUGAGGAGCCAUCUUCCUGAUCCUGUUUUUAUCCAUCUGGAAAAAAGGAGUUUGGGUCUGAAGGAAUCUCAGCUUAUACUGGGGCAAGGACAUGAAGAGGCUCUGCUUAGCACCGAACCAGAGAUGACACACCACUUGACAUUCCAAGCAAGGGACAAAGAUGCUGCAUGCCAAUGUGCUGUUCCCAUUUCUACAACUCUUAUUAAACAGAUUGCUACAAAGAAGCAAGGAACAGGGAGUUCGGACCAAAUCCUCUCAGAAUUCUAUGCAACAGACAGUUCUUCGCAGCUUCCUUGGCCAUACAACAAAAAGCUCUCAAACAGGAGCAGUGAGCAGCUAGCUCAGUGGGACAGCCCCAUGCAAGUUAAGCUCUCCAUGUGGAAGCCAUGCCUUAACACUCUGCUUAUAGAAGUCUUACCUUGGGCUCUUCUUAUCAACCAGUCUAAAUGGGACUUGUGGCUUUUUGAAGGAGAGAAAAUUGUUUUGCAAGUCCCUUCUGGAAAAAUAAUCAUACCACCUAAUUUCCAGGAAGCAUUUCAGCUUGGUAUUUAUUGGGCCAACACUAAUACAGUUCACAAGUCAGCUGCAAUAAAAUUGGUCCAUGAUGUCAUGUCUCCAAAGUGGAAGGAAGGAGCAAGCACAGAGAUUGUCACUUUGGAUGAAGAAGGAUAUGCAGAGGCGGAAAUCAAGCUGGGUGCAUUCCCAGGUCAUCAGAAGCUCUGCCAGUUUUGCAUUUCCUCAUUCGUUCAGCAUGGAAUUCAGAUUUUGCAAAUUGAGGACCAGACGGUUAUAGUGAAUAAUACUUCAUUUGAUGUUUUCUAUCAGCCACUGAUAACUGCAUCCUUGCAGGCCACAGAUGAUGAGUAUACAUGCACGCCAGAUAGUACUGUGUUUAGCAUAAGCCCAGCUGUGGGAAAGGCUAAGCCAAGUUCUGUUCCUUGUUGGGACCUUCUGUUCAACACCACUCAGUCGGCUGAAGAUGUUUCGCUUCCACACAAGUACAUGCUGCUGAGUCUUGCUCCAGGCGUGGAUGCUGCCAAUUCCCAGUACUGGACCUUGCCAGUUAUGAUUAGACAAGAUUUUCCAAGACAGACUGUGGCCGUACCCAUUGGGGACUUAAAUGAAAAUGGAUUUUGUACCAGAGCUGUGGUACUGACCUAUCAGGAGCACCUCGGUGUGACAUAUUUAACCUUGUCAGAAGACACAAGUCCACGUAUCAUUAUCCACAACAGAUGUCCUGUCACACUGCUUAUGAAAGAAAAUCUUAAAGAUGUACCAAAAUUUCCAGUUUAUUGUCAGAGGAUUCCAGCAGAUUCAUCACUUACUCAUGAGUUAUAUUACCAGGUGUCCAGUUUUCCAGAUUGCAGGGUCAGAGAUGCACUUCCCAGCAUCCUCUUGAAAGCAUUAAUGUCCUCUGAAGAACCCGAGGAUUGGAGUGACUCCAUUGAUAUAAAUAACCCAGGUACACAGGUUGUUUUUUUACCUAGUUAUGGAUGCCUGUAUGUAGACAUUACUUAUCACUGCAGUACCAUGAGCAUAACCCUCGCACCAGAAGGACGAGCAGGGCCUGUCUUGACCAGCCCUCACAGGAACUUGAAACAGACUUUUGCCUUCAGAAUGCUUAUUUCUCAGGCAAGCCUUAUGGUAAAUGAUGACAUCACAAAUCAGAAGGUAUCGUCUGAGUUACUGAGACUUACCCUGGAUAAUGUCCUCCUGAAUAUGGCACCAAUGACAACCCCUCUUAAAUCCUCCACUCUGGAAUUUCGAAGUGAAACAGUAGAAGGUCAUUCAGAAAUGUAUUCACUGGAGAUGUAUUGUGGAGACUUACAGUUGGAUAAUCAGUUGUACAGCAAAUCUAGUUUUCACUUCCCAGUUCUGCUCUGUCAGGAAAAUAAGUCUGAUUGCUCCCUGUGGUCCAAAGGAUGCAGCUUGAAAGAUUUUGAAAUUCACAAACAGAGUUGUUUCUUAAAAGUUUGCAUUACUCUGUCACAAAGACAGAGUUUCACAUUUGACAUUAAUGAUGUUGACUUUAUUUUGAAACCAGCUAGGCUGUAUUUGGAGGACACAUUUGUCUAUUACCUUAAAACGUUAUUUCAUACCUACCUCCCAGAUAGUACUCUGGGCAGUCAUUUUGACACUCUGCGAGACUCAGCAACUUUGUUUUGUCUUCCUGAUCAAGUCAAGCAGCACACAGUUGCAUUAGUAAGUCCUGUGAGACUGCAGAAACUAAGAGUACACCCCGUGCACCUGUUGGUUAGUAUCCAUGCUUCACUUAAGUUGUACAUCGCUUCGGAUCACACUCCACUCUCUUUCUCGGCUUUUGAAAGAUGUGGCAUUUUCACCACUGCCAGACAGCUUAUCCAUACCCUCGCUAUGCAUUAUGCUGCAGGGACUCUCUUCCGAGCAGGCUGGGUUGUUGGCUCUUUGGAAAUUAUUGGAAGUCCAGCUAGUUUAGUGAGAAGCAUCGGUAAUGGAAUUGCUGACUUCUUUAGGCUUCCAUAUGAGGGCUUAACUAGAGGACCUGGAGCAUUCGUCAGUGGUGUUUCAAGAGGAACAACGUCAUUUGUAAAGCACAUCUCCAAAGGCACAUUAACUUCUAUCACCAACUUAGCAACAAGCCUGGCUCGAAAUAUGGACAGACUUUCUUUGGAUGAAGAGCACUAUAACAGACAAGAAGAAUGGCGAAGACAACUCCCAGAAAGCCUGGGAGACGGACUUCGGCAAGGUCUUUCUCGACUGGGUAUUAGUCUUCUGGGUGCUAUUGCUGGUAUCGUAGAUCAACCAAUGCAGAAUUUUCAGAAAACAUCAGAAGCUCAUGCAUCAGCUGGACAUAAGGCCAAAGGAGUAAUUUCUGGUGUGGGAAAAGGAAUUGUGGGAGUGUUUACCAAACCUAUUGGAGGAGCAGCUGAACUGGUAUCACAGACUGGCUUUGGUAUUUUACAUGGAGCUGGACUUUCUCAACUUCCCAAGCAACGCUUCCACCCUGUAGAGCAACGCACUGACCAGGCCCAGAACAGCCAUGUCAAAUAUGUCUGGAAAAUGCUUCAGUCGCUUGGGAGGCCAGAAGUCUUUAUGGCAUUGGAUGUUGUCAUUGUCUCUGGUUCAGGGCAGGAACAUGAAGGAUGUCUUUUGCUAACAAAAGAAGUGCUGUUUGUAGUAAGUGUCAGUGAAGACACUCAACAACAGGCAUUUCCAGUCACUGAGAUUGAGUGUGUAGCAGACUCCUUAAAAGAAAAUGUGCUGAACGUGGUGCUGAAACAUCAAAGGGUGCCCAGUGAAUCAGAGGUUGAUGGUACAAGGGAGAGACUUUCAGAACAGCAGUAUAAUCGACUUGUAGAUUUUGUCCAGAAAACAUCUCAUCAUCUGAUUCCGGGCAUUUCAGCUGUCCAGAUGUCUUCACAAGUUGUAGCUGCUGAGCCCCCUCCGGCUACAGUUAAGACGUAUCAUUACAUGGUUGAGCCUCACUUCUCUCACAUUUUUGUCAGCAAAUUCAACAUGGUGAAAAAUAAGGCACUACGGAAAGGCUUCUACUAACUCAGAUACACUUUUUUUGCACAGACACCUGCAAAAAUCAGGUACCUCUGUUGGAUGUACUGUGCUUAACAACCUGCUGCUAUGACUAAGAAUGUGGUUGUACUUUAACCCCUUACCAAUAAGUUAAAGAACAGGAACUGGGAUUUUUCUGUUUAUAUUUGAAAUACUAAGAGCACAACUAUCCAUUUACAUAACCACUCCUAUGGACAAAUGGAACGAGAGACUGCAUGUGUAUGUCAUUAUGAAGCAUCUGAGAUGAGGGCCUUUCCUGAAAUGCAUCAGGAAACAGCUUCACUGUGUUUACAUUGUUUUCUUGCACAUUAGUUUUUGUGCACUCAUUGUAAAGAAAGUACACUAACAAUUACAUCACUUGCAUUUGCAAACACACUGCCUUUAUUCAGUGGAAAAUUUGUCCUGUUCAGAUGCUUAACUAUCUAAAGAUCAUGUGACAUAGCUCUCUUCUUGGUAAGUUUACACUUAAGACUGGUAGUAAGCAAUGUAAUACUGGUUGUUUGCACUAUUUAUAAGAGUGCCCCAAAUAAUGCUAAGUUUAGAUAUUGAACUAAAAUCUUUGUAAGUAGUUUCAUAGAUGGGAAUUAUUUUGACUUUACAAACAAAAAU